This is a messenger RNA of Theobroma umbraticum, 1310 nucleotides long. It is a transcript of the gene RBCX2, whose product is annotated as Chaperonin-like RbcX protein. The record is from RefSeq and is a predicted model, not a curated record. Gene Ontology annotation, biological process: ribulose bisphosphate carboxylase complex assembly. Gene Ontology annotation, molecular function: protein folding chaperone. Lineage: Eukaryota; Viridiplantae; Streptophyta; Magnoliopsida; Malvales; Malvaceae.
AGAGAGUUUUGGACCUCAAAAACUUUGUCUGCUUAACCUUCUUCGCCUGCCCUUUCGAAGCACCACAUUCUUCACAAGUUCCCUUUGCACCCAACAGGCUUUCCAUUUAUUGUCCAUUCUCCUCUUUCCUUGUUCAUGAAUCUUUGACUUCAAUCUUCAAACUCUAAUUUUUUGGGAUACCAACCACCGUACUCUUCAUUUUCUUUAGUGGGUACCUUUUGUUCUCUUAACUACCUUCCAAUAUAUAGAAAAAUAAAGCAAGCAAAGCCCUGAUCAGGUUAUUGGUGUUUUUGAAGCUUUUAACUGUUGUUAUUUUGAGCUCAGUUCGCCAAGAAACAUGGUGGGGGCUUUGUCUGUGGUGGGUUCCUCGGUUAUAGAUUCUCAUACUGGUCCAUGUUUGUGCCUGGAUGCAUUGCCAUCCACCAACAUGAACCUGAAAAGUGGGCGGGAAUUGGUUUUACAAAGGAAUUCAAUGAAAAGAAAGCAUGUGGCAAGGCCAGGGUCAUUGGAGUUAGGCAGCUCUUUUGUCGAUUCAUGGCAGGACUGGAGGUUGUCAGGGAAACUGAUUCCAGGUAUUGUGAAUAGCUGUUCAAGGAAGCAGCGUAAGGACCGGAGACUUGUGGUCGUUAGCGAGGUAGCAGGGCAGUAUGAAGACAGUUUUGAGGAUGUUAAAACGCAAUUACUCAAUUAUUUCACAUACAAAGCAGUGAGGACUGUUCUUCAUCAGCUCUAUGAGAUGAAUCCACCUCAAUAUACAUGGUUCUAUCAGUUUGUUGCAACAAAUAAGCCCAGUGAUGGCAAGCGUUUCAUCCGCAUACUUGGGAAGGAGAGGCAAGAACUUGCAGAAAGAGUGAUGAUAACGAGGCUUCAUUUGUAUGGAAAAUGGGUUAAGAAAUGUGACCAUGCUCAAAUAUACAAAGAGAUUUCGGAUGAGAACUUGGAAUUGAUGCGCGAGCGGCUCAUGGAGACUGUGGUUUGGCCCUCAGAUGAUACAAACACAGAGAAGAUUGGCUGAGGGCAUAUCCCAAAUUACAUUCUGAUUUUCUCUUGCGUUGUUAGUGGCCAUAGGUAUCCUUUCUGUAUAAUCAACGAGUUUGGGUCCCAAAGAAUUAAUGUUGUUACUUAUAUUUUUUAUUCACCCAGCUCAUUAGCAUGAUUGAACACUGUAUAUUAUAGAUUGUACAUAAAAGGUAAAGUACCCAUCAUUUCAGAUGGAACUCCAGCUGGGUUUGCCUAUUCAACUGCAAUGGGCUAAAGCUAAAGGUCAGUGUAAUAAUUACAAUGUCAAAAACAGAAAGACGUCUUGCUAA